CUGGUGGGCUGCUCUGACGGAGCCUCGGCGCCCAGCAGCCUGGGACUGCAGCGUGUUCCUUGGAGAACUCAGCUUCCAUGGCGGCCAGGACGAGAGAGAAGCAAGGACUGCUUCUAUGGAGAGCUCAUUUUUAUCUUGUGCAGAGUCAUCUUUGUAGCGGGAUGUUGAAAUGUGACACAGUGCCUGUUUGUUUGCAAUAGCUGCAACCCUCGUAGCAGAAAUUCAAGUGGGAAACAGAGGGGGAAUCCAGAGGCAAAUCAGCGGGAGAAUUAGAAACCGUGACGUCGCGUCCUCCCUCCUGUGCCGGAGCAAGCAAAGAAAGGAGAGGUAGAGGAAAAAAGACUGAGCCUUGCAUCCAGCCGUCACCCUGACAAUGUGUCAGUCAAACGCCCUGCAGGGACCAGAUCUGCACACAGGGAAAUGGCUGCGUUCAGGGAACGGCGGCAGCAGCAGCUGUGCCGGGGACCCGCACCCACAACUGGACUGCCCGGGCCCGGCUGGCUCUGCUGGCGGGACACCAAAUAGGAGAGCUCGUUUCAGGUUGCAAUUUCCCCAGCUGGCCCUGAGGCGAAGGUUGGGCCAGCUAAGCUGUAUGUCUAGGCCUGCUCUGAAACUCCGUUCUUGGCCUCUGACUAUUCUCUAUUACCUUCUGCCUUUCGGUGCUCUUAAGCCCUUGACCAGAGUGGGAUGGAGGCCUGUGAGCAGGGUUGCUCUGUACAAGUCAGUACCAACUCGACUGCUCUCACGAGCCUGGGGUCGUCUGAACCAGGUGGAGCUGCCCACGUGGCUCCGGAAGCCUGUUUAUAGCCUGUACAUCUGGACGUUCGGUGUGAACAUGAAGGAGGCAGCUGUUGAAGAUCUGCAUCACUAUAGAAACCUCAGUGAAUUCUUUCGCAGGAAGCUGAAACCACAGGCACGGCCAGUUUGCUGUGUGCACAGUGUGAUUAGUCCCUCUGAUGGAAAGAUCCUUAACUUUGGACAAGUAAAGAACUGUGAAGUGGAGCAAGUAAAAGGGGUUACUUAUUCUCUGGAGUCUUUCCUGGGACCUCGCAUCAGCACAGAAGACUUGCGUUUCAGUGAGGUCCCACCUGGCAACUCAUUUCAGCAACAACUAGUCACAAAGGAAGGGAAUGAGCUCUACCACUGUGUAAUCUACCUUGCACCAGGGGAUUAUCACUGCUUCCACUCGCCCACUGACUGGAGAGUGUCACACCGCCGUCAUUUUCCAGGCUCUUUGAUGUCUGUGAAUCCUGGAGUUGCUCGCUGGAUCAAGGAAUUGUUCUGCCACAAUGAACGGGUUGUCCUUACAGGAGACUGGAAACAUGGAUUUUUCUCUUUAACAGCUGUAGGAGCAACAAAUGUGGGCUCUAUCCGCAUCUACUUUGACCAGGAUUUGCAUACCAACAGCCCACGUUACUCAAAAGGUUCCUACAACGACUUCAGCUUCAUAUCCAACAACAACAAGGAGGGAAUCCCCAUGAGGAAAGGAGAACAUUUAGGGGAAUUUAACUUGGGCUCAACUAUUGUCCUAAUCUUUGAGGCACCCAAGGACUUCAAAUUCCACCUUAAAGCCGGACAGAAAAUCCGUUUUGGAGAAGCACUGGGCUCUCUCUAGAGACUGACACAGCAAGAAGGCUUUAGAUACAGAGGAACUCCUGAUACAUCGUGGAGUGUUUCACUUGACAAGCAUGUAUCACUCAGCAGGACCUGGGUGAGGAAAAGAGAUGUCUUUGCUGUGUUCACCUUUAGAAUAUUUGGCCUAUAUUUGCAUAUUGCUGCUGAAACACAGAACGAACAUGUAUGUAUCAGGUACAGUUGCCUUUAAAGAUACUGACCACGGAGGUUUCUGUCCUACCCUGUGCCUGUAGUCUUUUGUGUUCUCCCCCUCAGUGUGCCACAGGAUAACUAUGUUCAGAAGCUUAUAAAUCCCUUUUAAGCCUUCCUAGACUGCAGGUCCAAUGGGUAAGGGUGGAAGCAGAGAUUAGCUGUAUUUAAAGGGACGUUGACAAGUUGAGUCAGACCUUGUACCUUAAAUAUGGAGUAUCUUUUUCAGAUCUUAAAUAACAGAUGUGUUCUCAUCUUUAUUCUAAAACACUCCUCUGAAGUUCUUACAUAAAAUGCACGGAGAGCCAGAAAGUUCAAUGGACAAGUAUGGCUUCGCACUCCAAACUAAGCAAAAUGCACAGAGAGUAUCUGUACAGUAAGUUACAUGCCCAAUCUAUUUCCAAUGUUAGACAACUUUUAAUUCUUUUACCUAUGUCCCUUUAGAAACGGACUUUGCACUGUAUUUUAAAGCUAAAAACACUGUGUCUACAUUCCAUAUGAUGAAACUGGUCAUCUUGGGAUUUUAUUUUUUUAAAUAUUAAGAGACAGAUCCAUGUGUCCAUUUUCUACUCCAUGGUUUUAUUUUGCUAUUCCAGGCCUUAAGGACUUUGCAUAAGAGAAAGUUCACUUCUGGAAUUAAGGGUUGGAAGACAGAUGUUUCUCCUGUGAUUCUAUGUAUCUUCAUUGUUGCUUUGUCAUCAAAUUCUUGAAGAAUUAGUUCCUCUAUUUACAGAGCAGCUUCAGAUACUUCAGGACCAAAUUUUAUUGCAUGGAGUGAAAUGCCCUAUGUGCUGACAGUGUGUUAAAAUAUGGCAGAUUGUUGAAGCAAUCUUUGGCCUCCCAGCUGCCAACCUGGCUGUCCUACAGUGGACUGGCAACUAUUUCGUCUUAGCUGAAACAGAAAAAGCCACGCCUGCUCUGACUUCUGCCCUCAUACUUAAUGAUGAGAAUGGGCUGGGUCUUGAAUGCUUUAUGCUGAAGCUUCACCUUACAGUGAAAAUUAAGAGCCUUGUUGUAACUUCACAUCAAGAAGAGUCAAUAACGCCCUGGAUCUGUUGAGUAUGGCACCAAAAGCCCUGACAGAAACUGUGCCAAACUGGAGAAAUUCCAUUUUAAAGCAAUAUAUUGAUUGGUUUUAGAGUUUAAAUUCUUCUAAGUCCAGACACUCCAACAUUUAGAACUGUCUUUGCUGCCCAGAACUUGCUGGAGCGGACGUGCUUACAAAAUUUGCCUUUUUGAUCUCCAAAAAUUUCUCAUAUUACUUUCUUGCUUGAGCCUUGGGUGUUUUUUUCUGCUACUUCAAGGAGCUUAGUAGGCUUUGACCAGCUGUGUUUUCCUGAAGAAAUACUUACCUUUUUUGUAUGCACUGCAGAAAAUAGAAUAUAAUUUUAUUGUACACGUCCAGUUUGCCAAGUCCUGUACGCUUAGCUUGUCAUCAGGAAAGAAGGGAUGGUAAACUGUGUGUAGUGAUGUAGUCCAGCUGUGACUCAAAGAUGAUGGUGGCUGUUCAGGUGACAAGCAGGAGAAAAUUCAUUUGGCUCUGAGAGUCAGUGUUUCCUCACUUUACCCGGGGAGGAGUCUGAAAGCUUGAAGUGGCUCUCGGCCACCUAUGGCGUUAAGCUUCUUGGCAUUAGCAAGUUUACUCCUGCAGCAGUAUAUUACCACAGACAGGUUCUAGAAAUGUGUACUUUUUUAAACCACUACGAAAUACUAAAGCAAACAUCAGCCCCACCAGCUACAGCUGUGAUUAGCCUCAACUUCAAAGACAGAUUAAUAGACAACACCUUCGUUCCCAUGGAUGAGAGAAAAAUGACUGAAUCUCUUCUCCUCUUUUCCACUGGGGUUGGUGGCAUCCAGCCAUAGCCAAAGCAAUGUCAAGCUUUAAUUUAUUGCUACUCAGCAGCAUCAUCAGCUGCAGUAGCUGAAGGUUAAUGACAUGCAGUAGGAGGUAGAUUACCUGAUGUUUGCUUUAAUAGAAGUCUUAAGAGGAGGGAGAUGAUUCAGUGUGUGAGUGGCUGGUUUUGUGAAGGUCUCAGUGCUGUACAGAGCUGGCUAAUUAAUAAAUGUUACUUGCUAUGCAGGGGUCAGCAAUCACCCUGGAAGUGGAAGCAAAGUUCCUAGAGGGUACUGAUAAUGCUGUGAAUUUCUCCUGCAUGGAGAAUCCAUUGAAUUCUUCAACUGUAUCAGUAGCACGGUAUUUUUGUAUGUCAAAGUGUAUGACUUACUGACAUGAACUCAUUUAAUUGCAAACAUUUUGAAAUAAAGAGUCUUAUCCGUGUUGCUUA
Messenger RNA from Tympanuchus pallidicinctus (lesser prairie-chicken), 4109 nucleotides. RefSeq names its product phosphatidylserine decarboxylase (gene PISD). Lineage: Eukaryota; Metazoa; Chordata; Aves; Galliformes; Phasianidae. Gene Ontology annotation, molecular function: phosphatidylserine decarboxylase activity. Bases 374 to 1615 code for a protein of 413 amino acids. Gene Ontology annotation, biological process: phosphatidylethanolamine biosynthetic process. Gene Ontology annotation, cellular component: mitochondrion. The transcript is spliced from 8 exons. The record is from RefSeq and is a predicted model, not a curated record.